Molecule: messenger RNA, 1611 nt
Organism: Apiotrichum porosum
Lineage: Eukaryota; Fungi; Basidiomycota; Tremellomycetes; Trichosporonales; Trichosporonaceae
Exons: 14
Coding region: 1-1611 (536 amino acids)
Biological process (GO): transmembrane transport; carbohydrate transport
Cellular component (GO): membrane
Molecular function (GO): carbohydrate:proton symporter activity
Source: RefSeq, a predicted model, not a curated record
AUGACCCCCACACUCGACCACCACCCCAAGCUCGGCGACAACGAGAAGGGUGAUGUCCAACACAUUGAGCAAGAGAAGGUUCAGCAAACAAUCCUCCAGGAUGCCAUCGCUGCGGAGGAAGCAGAGGCCGCGAUGGGUCUGCGCGAGUCCCUCAGAACCUACCGGUGGGCGGUAAUCUGGUCCAUCGCCAUCUCCCUCGUGAUCGUGAUGGAUGGCUACGAUACCGGUCUUCUCUCUCAGGUCACUGGUCUCACUCCCUACCGCCAGAAGUAUGGCCACUAUUCCGGCAACCCCAAGACUGGCUACCAGCUUUCGCCGGCGUGGCAGACUGCCCUCACCGAAUCCAGUGUCAUUGGCAACUUCUUCGGUAUCUUCAUCAGCUCCUGGUUCCAGGAUCGGUACGGGUACAGGCGCACCAUUCAAAUCUUUCUGGUUCUUAUUACCGGUCUCAUCUUUAUUGUCUUCUACGCUCCCACUGUGGAGGUUCUAUUCGUCGGAAUGUUCCUUUGUGGUCUCCCAUGGGGAGCCUUCUCUAGUUCCGCUGUUGCGUAUGCGAGUGAGGUGACACCCAUCCACCUCCGCGGUUAUCUCACCACCUACAUCAAUCUCUGUUGGGUCGCCGGACAGUUCAUUGCCAGCGGCGUCCUUGUCUCGGUGUCGAGCCGGACCGACGAGUGGGCGUUCAAAAUCCCAUUCGCCGUCCAAUGGGUCUGGCCAAUUCCCCUGUUCAUCCUUGCAACUCUAGCGCCGGAGAGUCCCUUCUACCUGGUUCGCGCUGGACGGCUCGAAGAUGCGGAGCGGUCGGUUGCCAGGCUGGCAAAGCGUGGCGCAAAGACCCAGCCCGAGCAGAUCGUGGCCAUGAUGGUCCGCGUCACAAACCUCGAAAAGGAGCACCAGAGCGGAACCUCGUACUUUGAUUGCUUCAGGGGGACUGAUCUUCGUCGUACAGAGAUUGUCUGCAUCGCCUGGGCAUGCCAAAUUCUAUCUGGCACACAGUUUGCCAACCAGCCCACAUACUUCUUCCAACAAGCCGGUUUUAACACGGCCAACUCAUUCAACCUGGGUCUCGGAGUUAAAGCGCUUGCGUUUAUUGGUACAUGUGGCUCGUGGGUCACGAUGACCUUCUUCGGCCGCCGGACCAUCUUCCUUUGGGGUUUGGGUACGAUGACGUUGCUUUUACUCCUCGUCGGCGCCGUGGCCUUCCCGGCCGCAAACUCGCAAUCAGCAGCCUGGGGCCAAGCUGCUUUGAUAUUUGCAUGGGUGUUUGUCUACGACUUUACAACGGGACCUUUGGCAUACGCCAUUGUUGGUGAAGUGUCGUCGACUCGGCUGCGUGCCAAGAGUGUCGGCCUUGCCCGAAACGUGUACAACAUCACCAAGAUUGUUGCCGGUCUCCUGGCCACUUACCAGAUCAACCCGACGGCAUGGAACUGGAAGGGAAAGGCGGGGUUCUUCUGGGCGGGUUCGGCCGGUUUGGCCUUUGUCUGGGCCUACUUUCGGCUUCCAGAAACCAAAGGGCGGUCGUUCCGAGAGCUGGACAUUCUGUUUGAGCGACGCGUGCCCAGUCGCAAGUUCAAGGAGACUGUCAUCCAGGAGACGGACGAGCAUUAG